GCGGCCCCGGCGGUGCCUAGGAUCGGGCUGCGCGGUGACGCUCAGAGCCGCGCGGGGCCGGCGCGGGCGGCGGCGGGAUGAACAGCAUCAAGAACGUGCCGGCGCGGGUGCUGAGCCGCCGGCCGGGCCACAGCCUCGAGGCCGAGCGCGAGCAGUUCGACAAGACCCAGGCUAUCAGCAUCAGCAAAGCCAUCAACAGCCAGGAGGUCCCCGUGAAGGAGAAGCAUGCCCGCCGCAUCAUCCUGGGCACUCACCAUGAGAGGGGGGCCUUCACCUUCUGGUCCUACGCCAUCGGCCUGCCGCUGCCCAGCAGCUCCAUCCUUAGCUGGAAGUUCUGCCACGUCCUCCACAAGGUCCUCCGAGAUGGGCACCCCAAUGUGCUGCAUGACUGUCAGCGAUAUCGGAGCAAUGUCCGGGAGAUUGGUGACCUGUGGGGACACCUGCAUGACCGCUAUGGCCAGCUGGUGAACGUCUAUACCAAGCUGCUGUUGACCAAAAUCUCCUUCCACCUCAAGCACCCGCAGUUUCCUGCUGGUCUGGAGGUGACCGAUGAUGUGCUGGAGAAGGCGGCUGGGACUGACGUCAACAACAUCUUCCAGCUCACCGUGGAGAUGUUUGACUACAUGGACUGCGAGCUGAAGCUCUCAGAAUCAGUGUUCCGGCAGCUCAACACAGCCAUCGCGGUGUCCCAGAUGUCCUCAGGCCAGUGCCGCCUGGCCCCGCUCAUCCAGGUCAUCCAGGACUGCAGCCACCUCUACCACUACACCGUCAAGCUCAUGUUCAAGCUGCACUCGUGUCUCCCUGCAGAUACCCUGCAAGGCCACAGGGACCGGUUCCAUGAGCAGUUCCACAGCCUCCGGAACUUCUUCCGACGAGCCUCAGACAUGCUCUACUUCAAGCGGCUCAUCCAGAUUCCCCGGCUGCCAGAGGGCCCCCCCAACUUCCUGAGGGCCUCAGCCCUUGCUGAGCACAUCAAGCCAGUGGUGGUGAUCCCUGAAGAGGCCCCCGAGGAUGAAGAGCCUGAGAACCUCAUCGAGAUCAGCACUGCACCCCCUGCUGGGGAGCCCCCAGUGGUGGCUGACCUCUUUGAUCAGACAUUUGGACCCCCCAAUGGCUCCCUGAAGGAUGACAGGGACGUGCAGAUUGAGACCUUGAAGAAGGAGGUGGAGGCGCUCCGUGCUGAGCUGGAAAAGAUCAAGCUGGAGGCCCAGCGCUACAUCGCGCAGCUGAAGGGCCAGGUGAACGCCCUGGAGGCCGAGCUGGAGGAGCAGCGGAAACAGAAGCAGAAGGCCCUGGUGGACAACGAGCAGCUCCGCCACGAGCUGGCCCAGCUGAGGACCGCGCAGCUGGAUGGCGCCAGGAACCAGGGCCUGCGCGAGGAGGCCGAGCGGAAGGCCAGCGCCACGGAGGCGCGCUACAGCAAGCUGAAGGAGAAGCACAGCGAGCUCAUCAACACGCACGCGGAGCUGCUGAGGAAGAACGCAGACACCGCCAAGCAGCUGACGGUGACCCAGCAGAGCCAGGAGGAGGUGGCGCGGGUAAAGGAGCAGCUGGCCUUCCAGAUGGAGCAGGUGAAACGCGAGUCUGAAAUGAAGCUGGAGGAGCAGAGCGACCAGCUGGAGAAGCUCAAGCGGGAGCUGGAGGCCAAGGCUGGCGAGCUGGCGCAUGCGCAGGAAGCCCUGAGCCGCACGGAGCAGAGUGGGUCGCAGCUGAGCUCGCAGCUGGACGCGCUGAGCGCCGAGAAGGAGACACUGAGCGGGGCGGUACGGCAGCAGGAGGCCGAGCUGCUGGCGGCGCGGGGCCUGGUGCGCGAGCGGGAGGAGGCGCUGAGCCGCGAGCAGCAGCGCAGCGCGCAGGAGAGGAGCGAGCUGCAGGGAAGGCUGGCAGAGAAGGAGUCACAGGAGCAGGGGCUGCAGCAGAAGCUUCUGGACCAGCAGUUCGCGGUGCUGCGGGGCGCUGCCACUGAGGCCCAGGCCAUCCUGCAGGACGCCGUGAGCAAGCUGGAUGAUCCCCUGCACCUCCGCUGUACCAGCUCCCCCGACUACCUGGUGAGCAGGGCCCAGGCAGCUCUGGAUGCUGUAGGUGCUUUGGAGCAGGGCCAUGCCCAGUACCUGACCUCCAUGGCAGAUGCCUCCGCCCUGGUGGCAGCCGUGACUCGCUUUUCCCAUCUGGCUGCAGACACCAUUGUCAAUGGCAGUGCCACCUCUCACCUCGCCCCCACCGACCCUGCCGACCGCCUGGUGGACAACUGCAGGGAGUGUGGAGCCCAGGCUCUGGCGUUCCUCACACAGCUGCAGGACCGGGGCACGCUGCUGGCGGCACAGCCCGGCCUGCUGCGAGGCCCCUUGCAGGGCAUCCUCCAGCUGGGCCAGGACCUGAAGCCCAAGAGUCUAGACGUGCGGCAAGAGGAACUAGGGGCCAUGGUUGACAAGGAGAUGGCAGCCACGUCCGCGGCCAUCGAGGACGCUGUGCGGAGGAUUGAGGACAUGAUGAACCAGGCCCGCCACGAGAGCUCGGGAGUGAAGCUGGAGGUGAAUGAGAGGAUCCUCAACUCCUGCACAGACCUGAUGAAGGCAAUUCGGCUCCUGGUGAUGACAUCCACAAGCCUGCAGAAAGAGAUCGUGGAGAGCGGCCGGGGGGCGGCCACGCAGCAGGAAUUUUACGCCAAGAACUCCCGGUGGACUGAAGGCCUCAUCUCCGCCUCCAAGGCAGUGGGCUGGGGAGCCUCGCAGCUGGUGGAGUCAGCUGACAAGGUGGUGCUGCACACGGGCAAGUAUGAGGAGCUGAUCGUGUGCUCCCAUGAGAUCGCAGCCAGCACAGCCCAGCUGGUGGCAGCUUCCAAGGUAAAGGCAGACAAGCACAGCUCCCACCUGAGCCGCCUGCAAGAGUGCUCCCGCAUGGUCAACGAGAGAGCCGCCAACGUGGUUGCCUCUACCAAGUCAGGCCAAGAACAGAUCGAGGAUAGAGACACCAUGGACUUCUCCGGGAUGUCCCUCAUCAAGCUGAAGAAGCAGGAGAUGGAGACCCAGGUGCGCGUGCUGGAGCUGGAGAAGACGCUGGAGGCGGAGCGUGUGCGCCUCGGGGAGCUGCGGAAGCAGCACUAUGUGCUGGCCGGAGGAAUGGCGGUACCCAGCGAGGAGGAGCCCAGCCGGCCCAGUGCUGUGCCCCGGAAGAAGCCACCUCUGGCUCAGAAGCCCAGUGUGGCCCCCAAACAGGACCACCAGCUGGACAAAAAGGAUGGCAUCUGCCCAGCUCAGCCUGUGAACUAGGCUUGGCAUCCAGCAGGGCGGCUGAUGGCAGAGCCUGGGCACCUCCUGGCCUGGUGAGAAGCCUCCGAGGGGCUCGGGCCCUGCCCCUGUGCCUGGGCUUCUAUGUCUGAAGGAGCCUGCGCACAUGGGCGCUCGUCUGGAUGUGAGAAUCUAUUUAUCUGCAAAAGGAACUGCCGAGGCCUGAGCUGCACCCUCGUGGCAGCCUAGGAAUGUUCCUUAGUGUUCUCAAGCUCACGGUCAGCACACUGGGAAAAGGCCUCCAGUUCUUCUGGACUCAGAAGUCAGACAUCCAUGGUGUAUAGCAGUGGUCCCUGCUGACUACUGGGUAGGGGCCAACUGUGGCCUUCGAGGGGCAGGUCCCAUAACGUGCCCUUGGGCCUUACGGGGGUGGGGAGGCCAUCGCCCCUUGUGGGCCUGGUGCUAGGGAGUACAGGGGCAGCAGUGGCCGGGGACUGGGCCUGCUGGCGGCCCUGGCUCAGGCACGGCCUUUGCGCCACAUUUCCAGCCACUCUGUGGCUCCCUCCCAUUCUACUCUGCAUUCUCCUGGCCUGGCUGCCAGGGCCCCGGGGCUGCUUGCCGCACCCCCUCCGGUGAGUUCCAGCUCUCCUGAAGCUGGUCCUCCCAGCCCCGCAGCUUGCCAGAAGAAACCAGGAGUCAGGGUAUACUUUGCUGGGACACCCAGGGAGAGGCGAUGUGGGCCCCCCACCCCGUGUGGGCAUUCUGUGUUGAAGUCCAUUGGCAAUAAACGCACUGUUGUUAA
Molecule: messenger RNA, 4029 nt
Organism: Perognathus longimembris pacificus (Pacific pocket mouse)
Lineage: Eukaryota; Metazoa; Chordata; Mammalia; Rodentia; Heteromyidae
Gene: Hip1r
Product: huntingtin interacting protein 1 related
Exons: 32
Coding region: 78-3269 (1063 amino acids)
Biological process (GO): actin filament organization; endocytosis; clathrin coat assembly
Cellular component (GO): clathrin-coated vesicle; actin cortical patch
Molecular function (GO): phosphatidylinositol-3,4-bisphosphate binding; actin filament binding; phosphatidylinositol-3,5-bisphosphate binding
Source: RefSeq, a predicted model, not a curated record